Messenger RNA from Copidosoma floridanum, 2318 nucleotides. RefSeq lists its product as uncharacterized. NCBI's taxonomy places the organism in Eukaryota, Metazoa, Arthropoda, Insecta, Hymenoptera, Encyrtidae. The record is from RefSeq and is a predicted model, not a curated record.
CGGUCGAGGGCGCUCUCUACAUGGUGUUCGGCGUCAUGAUCGCCAUGAUAGCCGUCGGCGUCAUCAUCGUCCUCGUUGCCGUUGGCAUAAGCAAGCUCCGGAAGCGCGAGGACCACCAGCACCAUCACCACCACCACCACCACCACCAUCAUCACGGUUGUGGCAACAACAACAACAACAACAACAUCGUCCAUGCGGAGCAGCAGGAGGGCGGGGCGACUUUGCCACGCCAGUCUAAUGGUCACGUCAAUCGGGCCCUGGUGGCCAGCACGUUGACCCUCGACUCCUGCUGUACCAGCUCUAAUCUGUCGCCACCUCCUGCCCCUUCGUUGGAAACAGCCGCGAUGUCCACCGUCAAUGCCAUCGCUGCUCUGAACAAUGGCUGCACGACGACGAUCACGUCCGAACAGUGCGGCCCGGCAGACAGCGCCCAGACGAUGGUGUACACGACAACGGCCAGCGCCGAGCAGUUCAUUUGGCAGUUCCCGCCGCCCUAUCCGCCGCCCAACACGCCCCCGCCCCAGUACACGCUCUACAAUGAUCAGGACGCGCUAGUACACGGGCUGUCGCAGACGGACAGGCAGGGCUUCGCCAAGGGCUUCCGCAAAAAUCUGGGUGGACGCUGGCGUCGCCUGGUCAACAGGAAGCCAGAGUCGGAGACCUGCGCCAUACCACCGGAACUCAAGGACCAGCUCAAGACCAUCUACGUUUAUUAAAUUCAUCCGUUCUCGAAAUUCCGUAUCACAAUUACGCAUAUAAUAUAUAUAAUAUACGACACACACACUUACCACGCGCUUUAUAUAUUGUUACGUAUGUAGGUAUAUAGACACUAUUGUCAUUCGUUUCGAACUUGUGAUGUAUACGGAUGCAAUGCUCGUGCGCUCAAGGGGAUGCAAAAUUCAUGGAUACGUCACUAUGCCCCGAAAAACCCAUAGUUCAGCUCUAUAAGGACCAGGUCGUCGAUUUGUUGUUAUUAGUCAAUAGGUUGUGCCUGUCAUGUACCGUUGUAGCUUUUUAUCUGUCGACAAGUGGGUUAAAACCCAUGGGAAUAAUCGAGAUGUACGCAUAACCAUCAGAUGCAUCGUAAAAAGGGACAUGGAUGAAUGAGCAGUUUUAACAACUAAAAUGGGCCCUUCGGCACGGCUACGCAGUGUACCUAUGCGUAUAAUAUAUAUAUACUUCUUUGGCUACAUAUACACAGAAACGACAAGUACUCACGCAGACACAAUAUACAUUGACAUAGAAUUACAUAUGCUAUUCCGUGCAUUGAACGAAAAUUGUAUUUGCGCGUAUUAUUGUACCAGUUCAACGAUCGCUGACGUUGAUAGUUUAUACAUAUAUACAUAUAAAUAUGUAUGCAUUAUAUUACGUAAUAUUAUAGUUGAAAAGGAAAGAAAGGCGAUAAAAAUCGUGUUUAUAAGUACGCGUGCGAAGCGACGCUAUGAUUUUUUUUUUUUUUUUUUUUUUUCCCUUUGGAGGAGUGAACGACUGAAUCGUAAAACUUGUCAGUUAUUACACUGUUACGCUAUAUCAUUAUUAUUUUGUUGUUGACGAUGAAUUAUUAAUACGUGUGUGCGUGUGUGUGUGCGUGUGUGUGUGUGUGUGUGUAUAUAUGCAGCGCGUGAGAAUUUAGAUACCUAUACCUUAUACGCGCAAGGAGCGCGUUCGCGCGUAACUAUUAUCACUACUAUGGCUAAUAUUAUUAUGAUUACUAUCGCUAUUGAUAUGAUUAUAUUGUAUAGGUGCAGAGACACAACGAGCUAUAAAAGAAAAGUAGUAUAUAUAUAGAGAGAGAGAGAGAGACGCGAGCACAAGUCGUAUUGAGCGUCGGACAAAGUCACAGGACGCAAAUGGCCAACAACGAUUUCUUGGUGCCUAAAAAUAAAACAGUCGAAGCCGCGAGCGCGUAUGAAAUACCGAUGCGCGGCGCGACGUUUGUUUGCCGAUGACGCGCGGAAAAAAUUUCAUUCGCACCAAUUAUUGUUAUUAAUUCGUCGCUCUUGGCGUCUAAUUUGAUCCUAUCGAGCGAUGGGCUUUUCAUACGCAUAUAUAUUAUCAUUAUUAUUAUUAUUAUACACGUACCCGCGAUGAAGAGUAUACUUUCUUCAAAUCAGUCAAAAACAUAUCAAUACCAGUGCCAGAGGAUGAAAUUUUUUUCCGAAUUAUCGUACAAGGUGAAAUUCAUGCACGGACUAGCGCGCCACGCGAAUAUUUCGCAACGUGUUGGUUAUUGUAUUGGUCGGUUGAGAAUAAAGUUUUGCACGCGCUAGUUGGCGUUGUACGAGCGGGACGAUAAAAAAAUCUUAGGGUAUAUAUAA